AAAAACCCCCGGUCUCUUUCAUCGAUCUCUUUUUUCUUUUUUUCUGAAAAAUGCAACAUAAAUCAGCAAUUACUCUUUUACAGAGAUUCGGAACGAUCGAAAGUAAACAAAUCAUUUCAAGACCUUUUGCUACACUCCCAAAGAAAACAACUGCUGAGAAGCCAGAAUUAUCUAAUCGACAAAAGUUUAAUCAAAUUUCACCUCCCAUUAAACUUUAUGAAAAGCUUGAUAAAUUGGGCUUCGGUACCUUAUUAAAAACAAAGAAAUUCAUUGGUGUCCACAAGCAAAGAGCAAAGCGUGACCAACAGCGAUUGCAACAUACAGAAAGAGUUGGUCCUCCACCUGAGCCAAAAUAUGCUUUUCCUUUACUUUCAUUUUUUGCUGGUGCAAAAGUACCCACUUCUUUCCCACCAGAAUCUCUCGAUGAAGUUGCUUUUGUUGGACGAUCCAACGUAGGUAAAUCCAGUUUAAUUAACAGUUUGGCGGAAUCCAGUGUCGUCAGAACUUCAGAUAAGCCGGGAUUAACACAGCAGAUCAAUUUUUUUAAUGUUGGAAAGUUAUUUCAUAUGAUUGACAUGCCCGGUUAUGGUUUUGCAUUUGUCGAUGAAGCUGAAAGAGAGACUUGGAGAGAAUUGAUGGAAGAAUAUAUUACAAAAAGAGAAACACUAAAGAGAGUUUAUGUUGUAUUGGACGCAAGACAUGGCGUCAAAGUAGCAGAUACCGAGUUCUUUAGAAUGUUGAACAGCAAAAAAACAAAAUUCCAGAUCGUCUUGACCAAAUGUGAUUUACUUAAAUUACCAGAGUUGGCAAAGCGUAUCGUCACAAUAGAAGACCACCUUAAACCUCUUCGUAAUGCUGUCAAGGACGUUGUUGUCGUUAGCUCCAAGACAGAUGCUGGUAUUAACCAAUUUAGAAAGGAAAUGUUAUUUUUGACGGGUCAUUUAAAGCCCAAGGAGUUCUAUGAUGCUAUUCAAGCUGCCCAAGAUGAAAAAGAGGCUAAAAGAAAUAAGGCCAUCAGUUAUCAAAGAUAAAUAAUAAAAAAAAA
This is a messenger RNA of Mucor mucedo, 1045 nucleotides long. Its product is annotated as P-loop containing nucleoside triphosphate hydrolase protein. Bases 51 to 1031 code for a protein of 326 amino acids. Gene Ontology annotation, molecular function: GTP binding. The transcript has 4 exons. NCBI's taxonomy places the organism in Eukaryota, Fungi, Mucoromycota, Mucoromycetes, Mucorales, Mucoraceae. The record is from RefSeq and is a predicted model, not a curated record.